Messenger RNA from Candidozyma haemuli, 834 nucleotides. Its product is annotated as proteasome regulatory particle lid subunit. Gene Ontology annotation, cellular component: proteasome regulatory particle, lid subcomplex; cytosol; proteasome regulatory particle. Lineage: Eukaryota; Fungi; Ascomycota; Pichiomycetes; Serinales; Metschnikowiaceae. The coding region runs from base 1 to 834 and encodes 277 amino acids. The transcript has a single exon. The record is from RefSeq and is a predicted model, not a curated record. Gene Ontology annotation, biological process: proteasome-mediated ubiquitin-dependent protein catabolic process.
AUGGCUCUUUCAAAACUUGCAGGAGAAUUGUACCAAUUGUAUGAUCAUGAUAAAUAUGCCGAGUGCCAGCGCCUCCUUCCUGCUCUCAAGGUCGAAUUGAUCAAGCACAACUUGCUUGUUCCAGUGCCUUCCAACUCCCAACUGACAGAUCAAAUCAACGACUUGAAGAUUUCUGAGAGAAUCUUGGAAAUUGGUGCAUUGCUGUCGUUGUUGACUCACGACUAUGCUGGCUUUGAGAACUUCUUUGCUUCCUUGCGUCCAUUCUACACAUCUACGAAGUUGCAUGGCAAGUCCGAAACAAACACGGAUGCGACCAAGAUUAUUGCCUUGUACUUGUUAUACUUGCUUUCACAAGGUCUUAUAAGUAAAUUCCACGUCGAGUUGGAAACUAUCUACAACAGCCCCUCCUUUAACGUCGAGAAAGACAAGUACUUGAAUUAUCCAAUCGAUUUGGAGAGAAACUUGAUGGAGGGCAACUACAUUAAGAUUUGGAAGUUAUUGCAAAACGAAGGUUCAUUGCCUAGUAAGGAGUUCCAUCUUUUCACACAGACGUUGAUCAACACCUUGAGAUUCGAGAUUGCUAAGUCGAUCGAAAAAACCAACGAUUCCAUUCCAGUUUCUAACUGCAGAACCUUGUUAUACUUCCCACAAGAGCAGUCAGACAAGGCAUUCGAAGAAGCAUUGAAGGAGGAUCUCGAAGUUGAGGACUGGAUCUUCAAGGAUGGUGUGAUCUACUUCAACACCAAAAAGUCCCAGGGUGCAUUCACCGCCGACAACUCAUCCAUCAUCAGCAAUGUAUUGGACUACGCUGAGCAAAUCGAGUCUAUCGUUUAA